AUGUUCGGGAUGCCUUACAGCUCGGAGCCUGUCGAGCAAGAGCUUCUUCCGCCAGAGAAGAUUGUCGUGCCGGCAUCCGGCCAGGCGAUCGACUUCCGGGCCGAGCUCAAGGGCCUCCUGAACAGCAUCAUGGCCAACUACGGCCAAUUCAUGGAGAUGCUCGUCAGCUCGCCUGCCCGGGCACACGAAAAGCUGUCGGACGUGGAGACGCUAUUUGUUAACUUCCACAGCCUCCUCAAUCGGUAUCGGGCGCACCAGGCGCGACAUAUCGUCCUCGAGCGCUUGCGCAGCCAGGCGAAAGAAAACGACGCGGUCAUGUCCGCCCUCGAGGCAGCCAUGCACCAGUGCACCUCGGCGCAAGAAGGCGCGUUCUCCUGCCUCGGCCUUCAAGAAAACGGCGCCAGCGGUGUUGCCGAGGGAGAGGGGGAGAGAGCACGGCAGGGCCGCGUGGAAAUGGAUGUAGAUGAAACUAUUGGGGGGGCGGCUACUACGGCUGUGGGUGAGGGUGGGGUCGCGGGGGAGGGGGUAGCGGCGAGCGAGUUCGGGAAGGCCGGCAAGGGCAAGUUGGGAGCGGUUUUGGCGCCAGCUGUAGAAAGUGGAAACCCCCGAUGA
Molecule: messenger RNA, 612 nt
Organism: Ectocarpus siliculosus
Lineage: Eukaryota; Phaeophyceae; Ectocarpales; Ectocarpaceae
Source: the annotation of a GenBank genome assembly